Molecule: messenger RNA, 12841 nt
Organism: Oryctolagus cuniculus (rabbit)
Lineage: Eukaryota; Metazoa; Chordata; Mammalia; Lagomorpha; Leporidae
Gene: HDAC9
Product: histone deacetylase 9
Source: RefSeq, a predicted model, not a curated record
ACCUUGGAAACAGCUCAUAGCUUCUUCGGAGGAUGUUGAAUUUUCCCUCAUCCAGUGGCACGUACACUUGCUGCUUUGUCUUGGGUUUCAGUUACCCAGUUCCAGAGAAACAGCAUCGGCCGAGCCAGGGCUCCAAGUUGUGGAAGUGUUUAUAUCCGGGAACCUGGCUCCAUUCCAGGGCAGAAUAAUUUAUCCACAAAUGAAGCACCAGCCACUUCCCACUCGUCCGCUGAUUGCAUUAAAAUCACUCCCCUUCCCACCCAACCCACUGAGCUUGGUGGAGCUGAGAGAUACUCCCUUUCCUCCUCCCCCUCGUCUUGUUGAAUCUCUGGUUUCUGUAGUCUAUUAGUCUGCUUAUUAAUAGUCAUAAAAUCUUCAUUCCUUCAGCAUCUCAUGCUACAAACUAGAUGCCGCCAAGUUAUGCUGCCGUUAUGAACGUCGUGCAGUAGCAGGGAAAUGAGCUGGAAAACUGAUUUUGCGUCUGUAGCAUCAGAAAAGUUCAGAAGGACUGGGCUAGUUUUCGAAACCACAGCAUAUUUUGGCCAAGAGGGAAUGCACAACACAACGGAUGGGGUGGCUGGACGAGAGCAGCUCUUGGCUCAGCAGAGAAUGCACAGUAUGAUCAGCUCAGUGGAUGUGAAGUCCGAGGUUCCUGUGGGGCUGGAGCCCAUCUCGCCCUUGGACCUGAGGACGGACCUCAGGAUGAUGAUGCCCGCCGUGGACCCCGUGGUCCGGGAGAAGCAGCUGCAGCAGGAGCUACUUCUCAUCCAGCAGCAGCAGCAGAUCCAGAAGCAGCUCCUGAUCGCCGAGUUUCAGAAACAGCACGAGAAUCUGACGCGGCAGCACCAGGCUCAGCUUCAGGAGCACAUCAAGUUGCAACAGGAACUUCUAGCCAUAAAACAGCAGCAAGAACUCCUAGAAAAAGAGCAGAAACUGGAGCAGCAGAGGCAAGAACAGGAAGUAGAGAGGCACCGCAGAGAACUGCAGCUUCCUCCUCUCAGAGGCAAAGACAGAGGACGAGAAAGGGCAGUGGCAAGCACAGAAGUAAAACAGAAGCUUCAAGAAUUCCUGUUGAGUAAAUCAGCAACAAAAGACACUCCAGCUAAUGGCAAAAAUCAUUCCGUGAGCCGCCAUCCCAAGCUGUGGUACACGGCUGCCCACCACACGUCAUUGGAUCAAAGCUCUCCACCCCUUAGCGGGACGUCGCCAUCCUACAAAUACACAUUACCAGGGGCACAGGAUACCAAGGAUGAUUUCCCCCUUCGAAAAACUGCCUCUGAGCCCAACUUGAAGGUGCGGUCCAGGUUAAAACAGAAAGUGGCAGAGAGGAGAAGCAGCCCCUUACUCAGGCGGAAGGAUGGAAAUGUUGUCACUUCAUUCAAGAAGCGAAUGUUUGAGGUGACAGAAUCUUCCGUCAGUAGCAGUUCUCCAGGAUCUGGUCCCAGUUCACCAAACAAUGGGCCGACUGGAAAUGUGACUGAAAACGAGACGUCAGUUCUGCCACCGACUCCUCAUGCUGAGCAAAUGGUUUCACAGCAACGCAUUCUAAUUCACGAAGAUUCCAUGAACCUGCUAAGUCUUUAUACCUCUCCUUCUUUGCCUAACAUUACCCUGGGACUCCCGGCAGUGUCGUCCCAGCUCAACGCUUCAAAUUCACUCAAAGAGAAGCAGAAGUGCGAGACGCAGACACUGAGGCCGGGUGUGGCGCUGCCCGGGCAGUAUGGGGCCAGCAUGGCAGCUUCUUCCAGCCAUCCUCACGCGGCCGCGUUGGAAGGAAAACCAAACAGCAGCCACCAAGCUCUCCUGCAGCAUUUGUUACUGAAAGAACAAAUGCGACAGCAAAAGCUUCUCGUGACUGGUGGCGUUGCCUUACACCCUCAGUCUCCCUUGGCAACAAAAGAGAGAAUUUCACCUGGCAUCAGAGGUUCCCACAAACUGCCCCGGCACAGACCGCUGAAUCGAACCCAGUCGGCGCCUUUGCCACAGAGCACGCUGGCCCAGCUGGUCAUUCAGCAACAGCACCAGCAGUUCCUGGAGAAGCAGAAGCAGUACCAGCAGCAGAUCCACAUGAACAAACUGCUCUCGAAAUCUAUUGAGCAACUGAAGGCACCAGGCAGUCACCUGGAGGAAGCAGAGGAAGAACUUCAGGGGGACCAGGCGAUGCAGGAAGACAGAGCGCCCUCUAGUGGCAGCAGCACUAGGAGCGACAGCAGUGCCUGUGUGGAUGACACACUGGGACAAGUUGGGGCUGUGAAGAUAAAGGAGGAACCAGUGGACAGCGAUGAAGAUGCUCAGAUCCAGGAAAUGGAAUCUGGGGAGCAGGCUGCUUUUAUGCAACAGCCCUUCCUGGAGCCCCAGCACACACGUGCGCGCUCGAUGCGCCAAGCUCAGCUGGCUGUGGUUGGCACGGAUGGAUUAGACAAACAUCGUCUUGUCUCCAGGGCACAUUCCUCCCCUGCUGCCUCCGUUCUACCUCACCCAGCCAUGGACCGGCCCCUCCAGCCUGGCCCUGCAACUGGAAUUGCCUAUGACCCCCUGAUGCUGAAACACCAGUGCAUUUGUGGCAAUGCCACCACCCACCCUGAGCACGCUGGGCGAAUCCAGAGCAUCUGGUCACGGCUGCAAGAAACUGGGCUGCUAAAUAAAUGUGAGCGCAUCCAAGGCCGGAAAGCCAGCCUGGAGGAAAUACAGCUUGUGCAUUCGGAACACCAUUCACUGUUAUAUGGCACCAACCCCCUGGAUGGACAGAAGCUGGACCCCAGGAUCCUGCUAGGUGACGACUCUCAAAAGUUUUUUUCCUCACUGCCUUGCGGUGGACUUGGUUGUCUCUGCCAUGGCUCGCUUCUGAUCGCGUGUGAUUGCACUACCAGAAAAUGUUCCAGUUGGAAAAAGAGCCUUUUACCAACUCCCAGGCCUUGAUCAGUGUGUGUACAGAAGUGGAUAAUUCAGGAACUGUGGAAAACACAGCCAGUGCAAGGCCACCUUUGUCCUCACUCCUCAGGGCACAUCCCUGAUCAUUUUCCUGGCCAUCUGACCUGCUGCUGUGUGAGGAAAUCUUGAAGUCAUUUCUCAGCCUUCUUUUCCCCCUCUUCACUUGAUAGGCAGAAAAAAAAAAAACCCACAAAAGCAAGGACGAGCAGGCUUUUAUGAUAAUGUCGUCAUCAGCUCCCAGCUUCAAACACUUCUGCGGCUUUUGAGUUGUCAUUUAUCACUUGGAACUUGCAUCCACCCAGAAUUCCCCCGAUACACUUAGAGAAAUUGAUAACAGACCCCGCGCUUCUUUUAUGGCUUGGAGGAGGCAACAGCAAUCACAUCACUAUUGGCAGGCGAUAUUAUUUUUUGACAUGGUUGUAAAAGUAUAAAGGGGCUUAUGGCAUUUGUUUAGAUGAGGAAUGGGCUCUCAAGCUGUGCUGGGGUUUACAGGACCAGAUUAGUGAGAAGCAGAGGGAAUAUGAUGUUUGCAAACAGGAUAUGAUUUUAUAUAAGUUUGGGUUUCAUGCCCUGUGCUCUGGGGAAAUCCCUGCAGACAGCAGAGAAUUCCACUUUUAUCCUGCAACAGACCAGCUCCCAGUGCCAAUAGUUAGAAAAAUCAAGGCGAGGAGUGGGCGGUGGGCAGUGGGAGGUGCAGGACUGGAGGCCCAGGGGCCGCGGAUGGUAGAGCGCUUGUCCUGGAGGGAUGAGGAAUUGGAGAGUUAGGGGCAAAUCCGGAGUCUGCAGAACCAGCCCAAGGUGUGCCAAGACUGAGGCGCUGUGACAUUUGGCCAAAGCCUCUUGUCCCAUGGGGACGCCGUGGCCUGUGGUCACGAAGCUGGCUUGUGAUGACCGACUUUUGCUUUGUCCCUAUUUUGUUGGAUUAUGCUUGGGUCUGACACACUUGCAGGGGUUAGGGGUGUCCUUUUGUGAUUUGAGGAGGGGGAAGGAGGAGGAUUAGGUCAUUGUGUGUGUGUGUGUGUGUGUGUGUAUGGGGAGGAGGUGGGUAAUUUGAGGCUCCUUUCAAUUGCUCUGAGGUUUUCCACAGACAUUUCACUUAAAUUCUCUUUCAUUCUGUCAGAAUUAAUACGUAAGUUCUUCACUCUGAUUAAAAAUAAAGUAUGUAUGUGUGUGUAUAUGCACACAAUAAAUGUUACACACAUGUGUAUACGCAUAAGAAAAUUCUGCCUGUUGUUUUGCACCACAUUUAUACUUCUGCAUUGUUUUUCUAUUGAUUAUACCAUGUUGGUCCACCUGAAAAAGUAAACAGAGUUCUAGAGGAAAGCUUUGCAAAGAGCUUUGGUUUGUCCUAUUAUUUGUGAUCUCAAAGAAUGACUUCACUUUAUAACCCAAGCACAUACAAAGAGUUAAAUUCAAAGAAACAGGAAGGUUUGGCCAAUAAUACAUUUUACUACUGUUAUUUAGGAUAUUCCUUUGUGAAAGAAAGCCAACAGUUUAUUUUGAUAUUUGAAGUUUGCUUAUUUGAGAGGUUAAAAGACAGAGCAAGGGGCCGGUGCUGUGGAGUAGCUGGCAAAGCUGCUGCCUGCAGUGCUGGCAUCCCAUAUGGGCGCCAGUUUGAGUCCCAGCUGCUCCACUUCUGAUCCAGCUCUCUGCUAUGGCCUGGGAAAGCAGUAGAAGAUGGCCCAAGUCCUUCAGCCCCUGUACCCGCAUAGGAGAUCCAGGAGAAGAUCCUGGCUCCUGCCUUCAGAUUGGUGCAGCUCCAACCAUUGUGGCCAGCUGGGGAGUGAACCAGGAAAUGUAAGACCUCUCUCUCUCUCCUCUCUGUGUGUGUAACUCUGACUUUCAAAUAAAUAAAUAAAUCUUUAGAAAAAAAGAGAGAGAACAAGAGAAAUCCUUUCUGGUUCACUCCCCGAAUACUGGCAAUAUCAGUGGUCCAAAUCUGGAAGCUCAGAACUCAAUCUAGGUCUUUUAUGUGGAUGUCAGGGACCCAGUUUCUUGAACCAGGCUACCUUCUAGGUCCGCAUUAGCAGGAAGCUGGAGUCAGGAGGGAGCUGUGGAUUAAAACCAGCCACUUCGCAAAGCAGUAUUUUAGAAGGUAUAGUACUAGAGCAGAAAAAGAUGUGCUGCCAAUGAGGAAGCAAGGAGUAGGAAUGCAUGAGCGACCAGAGGAGACCACUGUUUCCGGUUUCCCAGGGCAUUUCCAUUGUCCUGAGCUGGAUGGACUCUGUGCUAAGGCAGCCCAGAGGAGGGUGCUUCCAAAGAAGAGGGAUGUUGACUUACUCAGUACUAUGCUGAAUCCUCAGGAAGAGUUAAGAAUGGAUGUGCUUGUGUGAGUUGCAUUUUGUGGGCGGGAGUGGGUGCUGUGAGUGGAGGGUCAGGGGAGUAAGCCAGGCAUUAACUGUUUAGGCCAUAAUGACACACCGUGUUUUUGACAAUUGCACCAAGCUGUUGCCAAUUAGUAGAGAAUUUGUCUCAAAAAAAAAAAAAAAGAAAUAUCUGAAUGUUUAUGCCAAAAUUUUGCAUGUUCUUGAGGUUAUGACAUUGACUCAGGAACUUCUUUUAUCCUAAGUGUAUUUCAUCCUGUGUUAUUCCCACCCAAUUAUCUGAGCAGGCAUGAUGCCUAUUGUGACAUCAGCAGAAGGAGGAGGGGUGGCAUCUGUUUCUCACAUGCAGUAAUCAGGAUAACGCUGAUUUCCUUGUAUUAAUGUUCAGCUGAGACCUGGCUUGCAAUCAAUCAGUGCUUCAUUUCCUCUCCUCCACUAUCACGGAGGCAUCACAGCCCUCUUCCCUCCAGCGCAACAAGAGGAUCCACCCUGAUUGGGCAUCUCUUCUUCCCCAUCUCCCCUUCCUAAUUGUAUUUGGAUUUUCAUUAGUUUUCAACUUGAUGCAAAUGAUACCAGCAGGAAUCCCCCACGGCACCUGGAAUAAGUAAAACUGAUAAGCUGCCUUAAUGAAAUUGUUUGAGAGUUUCGUUUCAUGUUGUGAAUUCCACAGAAAGAUCAUAUUGCCCCAGACUUGGAAAAUACAGUCCAUGAUAUUAUUCAAGCCAGGGCAUGCCUUCUAAAUAACAAAGGCAGUUCCAGUACUGCAUAGAUUAUGCUAAUUGUGUAUACUCCAUAAUAGACUCAGGGAAGCAGACAACACUCCCUAUAGAGAUAAACAUAUACACAUUACUCUAUGUUUACCACACAAUGUGAACCUUUAUAGAAUCAUUGGGCAUCUGAUGUCCACUGUAGGGAAGAGGGAAAUUAGAAAUGAAAACCUUAACUUCCUCCUUAAUUCACUUAGUUGUAGCAUCCCAUCUACAAUUAAAUUCUUUCAAUUGCUUUGACAUUAUGGCUAAACACAACAGGAUGCAUUUUGAAAUAAGAAUACUCCACUUUUUUUAUUCAAAGUAAACAUGACUAUCACAAAACUAUUAAAAUUCUUCUGUUGUCAAAAUGAGAAGGCUAAAAAUUACCACCAUCAAAGCUUUACACACAUGUUUUUGACAUUCCAGGGACCCCCAUAACUGUUAUCUGCAGACACACACACAUGCACACGCAACUUCACAAAAUCAGUGGAAAACUGAAAUGAAAAGGUGGAAGAAGAGGAGGAUGGGCAUCUGGCCUCCCAGCUAAGAUACCCACUAAGAUGUCCACGUCCCACAUCAGAGUGUCUGGAUUAAUAUAUAUGGUCAGGUUCUUGAUUCCAGACUUCUGGCAAUGCAGACCUUGGAAAGCAGCAGUGAUGCCUCAAGCAUUUGGGUUCCAGCCACCUACAUGGGAGACCUGGACUGAGUUCCCAGCUGCUGGUUUUGGUUCUGGCUCAGCCCCAGCCAUUGUGGGUCUUUGCAAAGUGAACAAGCAGUCCAGAACACUCUGUCUCUCCUCUCUCUCUCUCUCUCUCUCUCUUUCUUUCUUUCUCUUUCUCUCUCCUCUCUCUCUAUGUCUCUUUCCCCUCUCCCAAAGAAAAUGAGGAUAAAAGUUAAAAAAAAAUAGAGUUUAUUUUUCAGAAUACGUUCCAUCAGGUUCAAGACACUUUCCAAGUAGUGAUACCAGCCAUUUUGCCCAUUCCCAAAGAACUGAGGUCCCUGAAAAGUUAAUCAUGUCAACGCAGUCCUUUUUUACAAUGUUAACUGAAGAAUGGGUGUCCUUUAAAUAUUUUUUAAGAUUUGAAAACAAAACGAAGUCAAAAGGCACCAAGUCAAGAUGGUAAGGUGCACUGUCAUGGUGGAGAAGGACUCUGGUCGCAGCAUUGACUGACCUUCUCAAAAAUGCUCUCACACUCAGCAGAUGUUAUCACUCUUUGGACUUCCAGGUCAAUGAGCAAAAUGUCUUCAGCAUCCCAAGAAAGCCAUGACGUUUGCUCUUGACCAGUUUGUUUUUGCUUUUUCUGGGCUGCUCCAUCUCUUGGUAGCCAUUGCUUUGCUUGUGCUUUGUCUUUAGCAUUCUACUGGUGAAGCUGUGUUUCACUUCCUGUUACAAUCCUAAGAAAAAAAAAUGCUUCAGGAUCUCCAUCCCUCUUGUUGAAAAUUCCCAGCGCAGGCUCUGCUUGUCUUGCAGUUGAUCUCCCAUCCAGUGCAGCAUUUGUUGUACUUAAUAUUUCAAUCAGAACUGUGUGAGCUGAAUUAGUCUAUGGUGUUGGCUAUCACUUCUGUUGUUAGGAUAUGAACAAGAUGGAUUAUUUUCCUUGCAAAUUAAUGUGGAUGGCCCUUCAAGGCUUCAUAUUCAACAUUAUCCUGCCGCUGUUAAAUGAGCUAUCUGCUUAUAAACUGCUGAUUUCUUUGGUGCAUUGUCCCCAUUAAGGCAUCAGUGAUUUCACCAUUCUUCCACCCAAGCUUCACCAUAAAUUUCAAGUUUGUUGCUUCAAUUUUAGCAGAAUUAGAAUUGCUCUGAUAGGGGUUCUUUUCAAACUGUUGUCUUUGCUCAGUGCCCCAAACUAGAUCUUUUCCAGGUAUGUUAUUACAAGGUAGUUCUAGAUUAUUUUGGUGCAACAAAUUUUGAAAUCCAUGCAUAGUUUUUGCAUAAUCCCUAUUUACUAUCCAUAGACUCUUUGAAGAUGCUUCCUAUAUGUACAUUAGCUAUGUAUACAUAGGUGCAGCUUUGUCAACCAAAGUAAUGAGGAAAGUGGGGAAAGAAAACACAUUCAUUUCUGGAAUUUUUUUCUUUAUACUUUUUCUCUAUUUUGUAAUAAUUUUCUGUACUUGCCUCUGUGCCUUGAUUAUAAAAAUUAGGAUAAUAAGAAACCCGAAUCUUAGACUCUGCGGCUGCUGAAGAUUAAUGAGUUUGGUGAACCUUAAGCUUCUAUCUAACUUAGAAGAUCAAUGGUUCUAUGAAAUGAAAAUUGAGAAAGUAAAACAAAUCAAAAUACAUUUUAAUAUACAGUCUUCUACUGAUUGUCAGCCACUAUUGACUGUUAAAAAAACAUAAGGCUUUAGGUCAAAUAAAAAGUUAGAGUAGACAAAGAAAAUAAGAUUACCUAGAAGAAAGUCAUUUCGUGACUGCUUGAAAUGAAGGUAAAUCUAAGCUCACCUCAGAUUCUUGAUGUGAAAAGCAUGGACUUGUGUUUUUCCUUUGUCAUAUUCUUACCUGAAUAUUUUCAGAUCCAAAUAUCCAUCCCUGUUGUAAAAUAAUAGCCAAUAUAUAACACUGACAUGGCAUCAUUAGAUUGUCUUUGAUCAAAAGUUUAGUAAAGCAUAACUUUGAAAUUUUUGUGACUAUAAAAUGACACAUUAAUUUUCUUUUGAAAUUUGAAACUAAAAUAAAUUAAUAUACUGACUGAGCUAUAUGCAGGCAGUUCACAGCAGAGUCCCUAGGAUUUAGUUAUUUCAAACCUCAAGACAGACCCAAAGCUCUGACUCCUACAUCAGAACCUCAUCAUUACUUUACAGUGUCAUGUUUCAACAUAAAAUAACUUGUAAAUUAAGAGAAUUAACUACUAAGUAAUGAUUUACUUAUCAACAAAUCAUUGUUUUUAUGAAGACAAACAAGACUAUUAACAACUAAUAUACUUCAGAAACUUAAUAUGAAAGUGCUUUGGUUAAUUUAUUCUAUUAUAUUCUAAAUAAUGUGAAUUAUAUGGUCUCUAAUUGGUAUUUACAUUGGAUAAUUUAUAAGUAGAUAGUCACAUUACCAUCUGCAAAGGCUUCUCAAAAUGUUCCUGGAUGAUUUUGAUAUGUGAGCCCCCAAACAAUAAAAAAAACAAAUGCCUACAACUAGUGAAAUUCUGCUUCUGCUAACUACUUCCUCCCCCGGUCCCCUUAGUUAAGUAAUGGCUGUUUUAGACAAUUUUCCAUCUCUCUGUUCUUUAUUAAAUAGACACAUAUUGAGAGCCCCCUAUGUGUGAAGGAUGGAGCAACAUAGAGACUUGUGUUUUUUCUUUCUUUCUUUUUUUUUUUUUUUUUAAAUCUCCACUUAUCUCUCCCAUUGUACUUAACACUUAGUGUCAAUGUUGGUCUUCUAUUCCUGUUCAGUGAGUCUGGUGGGAGAGAUAUGGCAGUUCAUGGAGAGGUGGGAAGAAGGUAAUAAGAAUAUUUAAAUGAAAUUCAAAGUCAUUAUUUAAAAAAACAUAUUUCUACAGGAUAAUCUUCUUAUCUCAUCUUCCUUUGGUGGUAGCCUCAAAUUCACAUCCUCAGAGCUAUGAAGUGCAGUAUCCAGCAUUAGUUCAUGACUAAUAGCAAGUAUGAAAGAGGUCAAAAGCUCAGUAGUAGUAAUUGCUGCAUACUGGUCUCUGUGCUUUUGGACAUACAGUAAUCACAACUGCUAGUGGCUACCACAGACUCAGCAGAAUCCAUUCACUAGAUUGUUUUUCAUAUAUAUAUAUAUAUAUUUUCAUGUAUAUAUACAUAUAUAUAUAUAUACACAUAUAUGCCAAAUAUUUAUUGAGUGUUGUUAUGUCAGGUAUAGGUAACACUAAAAAAAAAAACAGGAAAAAAAACCCUACCUGUAUGGAACUUACAUUCUAGUAGGGGAGACAGAUGAGUAAGAAUGCAUGUCAACAUGCAUGUGUGUGAUGAUGUGAGAUGAUGACUACCAUGAGAAAUGAAAGCAAGGAAGGGGAUGCUGAAUCUUCAGGGUUAAGGCCAGGAACUGGUGAUGUAUGGAAAGUGUGGCCUUUUAGAAAUUAGAAUGGAUGAGUGAGGGCUGCAAUGGGAGUCUGGCUUCUUAUGUUGAUUGACUUAAGAGGAGUUCAGAGAAUAAAGUGAUCAUUGCCAAGGGUCUCAUGCAGAGUGGUGGGAAGCAGUGGAAGUUCAACAAGUGCAGAGGGGCUCAGGAAGAAUGCUCAGAGAUCUGGAGCUCUGUCUUUACUCUCACCUGUGCACAGCGAUGGGGUUGUUCUGUGCAGAACACACAGAGCACCUGGCUUCCCUUUUGACUUGUGGAUUGAGCUGUGGUGAUGGGGGUGAGGGGACAAGUUGGAUUUCCAGGCACAGCUUGCGAUGCUGAGGCUUCUCUGGAUAUCUGGCCAUGGAGGAGAUUGGGGGUCAAGCAAAUUUACCUGGGUGCUAACUGAUCUGGGUCUCAACAGCAGGUCCUGGGACGUGAGAUUAUCUGUCUGAAUGGCUCUAGAUCUUAUUGCACUAUGAGCUGAGAGUUGCCCAGUCCCUGGGAAUGUUAUUUGUACAUACUUUCCUAUUUAAAUGGUGCCACCUCAAAUUAGAUGCAGUACUCUAACACCUGCCAAUUUUUAAGUCUAAUGAAAAUGUCCUGACAUUUGUGUGACAUUUUCCAAUGCCCUUUCAUGUGCAUUGCAGUGGCUUCUUGGAUGACAUUGUUGCACUGUGGCAUUAGUUGUCUCUGGCUGUUCCUUCCAGAUUUAUAUCUGAACUGCAAGAUCCAGAGUAACUGAUUUGUUGAUCCCGUAAGGCUAGUGCCUGGGCCAGAGGUUGAUGACUUCUCAAUGUCUGUAUGCCCAGUUCUGGGUCACAUGUGUACAGUACAGAAAUCCAAACUUUGGAGUCUGAAUUCCAGGGAUUCCUUUGACUAAUAACCAUUUGUUUUGAUCCUCAGUAAAUAUUAAAUGGGAUGAAUUGGUAAAAAAAUAAAAAGGUGGGGGAGGUCUACAUUCUAUAGAACUAUGCUCUCACAAUCUAAAUAAAAUGAUAAUCCUUGACUUUGAACCUCAUAGAACCCCAGGAUUGACUUAAUGGUUGGAUUGCCCAUCAGGAUAGGCUGGGCCAUGGAGAAUCCUUAAAAAAAUACUCAAUUUAUUCUCACAGAAUGGGGCUGAUUCACAGCCUCACAGCAAAGUAGCCCUUCUCUACACAAAGCUUCCAAUCACUGCCCACCUCAAUUUUUUAAAUCCUCACAGUGACCCCAGGGGUCUUACUACUAAAGAAGUAAUUGAGAUUUCCUAUUUUUCAGAAAGGGAAACUGAGCUCAGAGAGGUGAGUAGCUUGCUCAGUCGCACCAUUAAGAGUAGGUGGUAGGGGAGAGAUGGCCUGAUUCCCGUUCUCUUAACCACAAAACCAUGCACACACAACUCACUGUAAUUCCAACCUCAUAUGAUUGUCAACACUCCUUUCCCAAAUGAGAAUAGUCCUCAUCGUAGGAAAGCACACAUAUGUCUCUUGCCAAAAACAUUCUCUUUUUCAUUGAAAUUCUUAUGAAGUAUUAAGUCCAUGCACUCAAAUAUCAUCAAUUUUGGGUAAAAAAAAUCACACAGCUGUACAGAGCAUCUCAGCUUUAACUGGAACACUGCAAAUGUCUCUGCCCUUGGAUGAAGCCACUGAGGGAUGAGUUAGAGGAAUCUUCUGUCUCACACCUACUGAGUUCCAGUUAAUUUUGUUAAACUGUCCCUCAACUGAAUGAACAGCUUAGCAUAUUAUGAAGUCCCCUUAACAUGAAGUGUAUAUCAAAUUAAAUGAAGAAGCAAUAGGAACAUAUGAAAAUGGUGUUUCUUCACUCUGUCUCUAACUUGAUCUUAGUAGGUCUGACAAACAGUUCACUGAAACUUCAUAGCAACAACAGUCUCAAACUCCUUGACUGGUCAUGUAAUGUACAAGAAUCCACAUAGUACUUGGCAAACCUGUGAGUCCCCUAGUAUCUUACAUGUGGCUCCUUAGAGUCUUAGGAUGUAGUGCUUUUGCCAGAACAAACAUAUUUCUCUACUUAUUCUUGUUACUGGUAAGUAAAUAGCAAAUGGGGUAUUUUUCUGUAGAUGAAGAGUGACUAGAAAUUGCACACACAAGGUCAAUGGAGCUGCCAGAAAGCAGUCAAUCAUGCUUGGAGAUGGUUUGUGGUAGAGCAAUAAAGCACACGGCAUGCCCCUGGUCUUUCCAGCUGCUGCACUAAUAGUUCACGCCUUCUUUCCAUAUGGAAUAUCAGUCACAGUAUUCAUUCAUCAUAUCCAUGGCCUUGCUUCGAAUCUGAAGGUUUUCCCUGUAGCUGUUCUGUUUCAUCUCACCAUGACUAAAGAAGCUAAGGUGUGUGCAUUAUAAUGUACAAGUGAUCCCAGGGGAAUGUGCUGUCAUUCAUGUCUUCCUCCUAGUGUUGAACAAAAGAGAGAAAGCAUGUGAGUUCACCCACCCAUUGUCAUCAUAAAUCCAUCCCAGCUCCAUUUCAAGGGUCUCAGUAUUUCAGCAGAACAUCUAACGUGAAAUGAAUAAAUACAUUCAAGGAGCUGGCAUGUUGUAUCACAUAGGGAAAGAGAGAACAGCAUUGUUACAGGCUGCAGAUCUGAAUGAAGAAUACACUAGAGAACGUCAGAGGUGCUUAGCCCAGAAUUAUGACUCACAGUAUUACCAUUCAGGAAGAAAACCAUAAAUAUCAUUCUGCAUUAUAGAGGGCUCUCAAGAAUUUCUGAGGUGUUGAUUCUGAAGCAGAUGUGUCCUUCAACCUAGUGCCAGCCUGAGAAACAGCAAUGAACAGGCUCUCUUAAUUAUUACUUAACUUCUCAUGGCCUCAGUUUCUUAAUCCAUGACUAGAGC